This is a messenger RNA of Schistosoma margrebowiei, 5089 nucleotides long. The record is from the annotation of a GenBank genome assembly. NCBI's taxonomy places the organism in Eukaryota, Metazoa, Platyhelminthes, Trematoda, Strigeidida, Schistosomatidae.
UACCAAAAAAAUUAACGUAUUUUAAUUAGUCUCUUAGUUUAUUUGGGAAAUUCAAAGAUUUAUCGCACAAAAUUGCGCUACUUUCUUAAUCUAACCAUAGAAAUUGUAACAUUGACCAAUACAUAUACUAUGAAUUAUUUAAUAACGUUAAUUAUGUUUACGUAUAUAAAGUUGCAUUUCAAUCGAUUCCAAUUCAGGAUUAAUUGAUGGCGGUUAAUUUCAGUUGAUUAGAUUAAUUCACUGUGAAUGUUCAGUCAAUUCUAUCUGAAUUUUAUUCUAAUCAGCUGUUCAACGUAAGUUCUCAACCAAUCACUUUAAUUAAUAUAGCGUUAUAAUUCAAAAUGAAUAUAUAUUCAGUUUGUUAACUGAUAUGAAAAACACCCACCUUUAGUUUGUGUUUAAAUCAUCUUCAUGAUUAAAAGUAAGAAAAUACAGUUCGGUUAUAUCCUAGCCUUGUAUCUUAAUAGUGUAAUUGUUCUCAACACAUUUGCUGUACUUUAUUAACUACUACUCUUAAAUUUUGUUUUUCUGUACUGUUAACAACUAGAUAUUCAUUUGACAAAAUAAGUCUUAUUCACGGUGGUGCAUACUGAGAAAAAGUAUAUUUCAUAUUCUAAUAGGUUGCACUACUGACUAAAUUUCAUGAAUGAAAUCUAUUUGUUUAUCGUUAAAGUAGUUCGCUACUUAUUGUCUAUGUGUGGUGAUGAUGAUGGUAAUAAUUUUUAAAAAAUUGAAUGAAUCUAAAUGCCUAAAUUAAAUCAAUAAAAAAACAAUUAAAAUCGCGGACUGACAGAUGAUUACUUCAUCAUCGGUUGGUAUUUGUUAUUGGUGCUUCAGGGUAGUUUCCAAUCAAAAUCAACUGGUUUCAAGUACUGGAAAAGGUGUUCAAGCUGUUGAUACUGUCGACUUUUUUCAUUGUAAGCUUAGCUCAAUUAACAGCUGUUCGAGGUUGACAAUAUGCUAACCUUAUGGAAAUGUUAGUUUUAAUCUUGUAUUAUGGCCCAUUUAUUUUUCAGAUCUUACCUUCACACCGAAUAUCUUUCGAGUUAUAAUUAUGCUAUUUUUAAAUCUAACUUUUAUAACACUUCCUGUUUGUAUAAGACACGGUUAUGUGUGGGAAACGUACUCACAACUGUUACCCCUCGUAGAGGAGCAUUGACUGCUCAUUAGCAUUCUCCAUGCAACUCUGUCCUGAGCAAUUCUUUCCAGUUGCUAUCUCUCCUUUUCACGUCUGCUUCGAAUUCCCCGCAUAGUGUGUUCUUUGGUCUUUUUGUUUUGAGUUUCCGUUCAGAAUUCCAAGUUAGUCCUUGCCUCGUGAUUCAGUUUGAUGAUUUCCGAAAUGUGUGUCCUAUCUACCUCCAUCGUCAUUUCCUAAUUUCCUCCUCACCUGGAAACUGGUUUGUUCUCUCUCACUGUAGGUUGUUGCUGAUGGUAUCCGACCAACGGACAUUGAGUAUCUUAUGUAUACAAUUGUUUAUAAAUACUUGUACCUUUUUGAUGAUGGUUGUAGUAGUUCUUCACGUUUCAGCUCCGUACGGUAGAACUGUCUUGAUGUUCGUAUUGAGAAUUCUGACUUUGAUAUUGGUUGAGAGUUGUUUUGAGUUCCAUAUGUUCUUCAACUGUAUGAAUGCUGUCCUUACUUUGCUGAACCUCGCCUUUACGUCUGCAUCCGAUCCGCCUCACCCAUCGAUGAUUCUGUUCAGAUACGUGAAAGUUGUCACCUAUUGUAGAGUUUCUCCAUCAUGUGUGAUUUUGUUGUUGCUGUGCGUGUUGUAUUUGACGAUGUUGCUCUUUCACUUGAGUAUCUCGAGACCUACUGAUGCAGUGGCUGCUGCUGCAUUGUUUGUCUUCAUCUGCAUUUGUUUGUGUGUAUGGGAUAGGUGGUGGGCUAAGUUAUGUACGAAGUUCAAAUCUUCUAAUGAUUCCGAUCCGUCCAUUGUAUUCUGUGCUUCACUUGAGAUGUUAAGGUGUCCAUAAUCCAAUCGAUAUGCAGUUCAAAACUGGUAUGCCAGUACAUCCGAUUGAUGAGUCACGGUUAAGAUGAAGUGCAUAUCCGAGACCCAAAUGAUAGUACUUAUCCGACUUUUAUAAAAAAGUAAUCUAUAUUUGUUCCCUAAUUGAUUGAAUGCCUGAAGUUUUAUACAUGUAAAUGCGUGUACGCGUGUAUUUUUUUCCCUUUUUUUGAUUUUUUUAGGAAGUACACGCUCUGUCUAUCCACUAAACAUGUUUUCAUCAUCAGACGCGCUGAAUCCAUUUGCAGAUCCUACUACUACAUUGAGUAAUUCAUUACAACAUGGUCAACAAAUUACUAACAAUACUAAUCAACAUAGUAAUAGUAAUGUUACUGGACUAACUUCCUCGACAUUAACUGAAAACGAUCAUGGUAAUAAGUCUAAAUUAAUUGAUGAAAAAGAUGGUAUAUUGAAUGAUGAAAUGUUCACGGCAAAUUCAAAUGUUAAGUUUGAUGUUGGUGACAGUUGUCGGUCGCCUUUCCAUUCUCGAUUUCCAAAUAUAACAAAAGGUCGAAAUGGUGAAUUCUUAUCAUAUCAAAGUGUUAAUUCAAUUAAUAGUCAUUCUACUGGAGCAAUAUCGAAAGUUGAACAUUAUGAAGAUUUCGAAACUAUCGACUGGGUCAAAGAUGUUUCACGUGAUCGAUGUCGUCAUCGAGAACUUCAUUUGAACAGAAAAACAUGCUGUGGUUCAAUUAAAGCCUGUUGGGAUUCUGCUUCUGGAUGGUUUUGUGUAUUAUGUGUCGGUUUGUUAACAGGUUUCAUUGCUUGCAUCAUUGAUAUUGGUUGUACUUGGAUGUCUGAUUUAAAAGAGGGUGUUUGUCUAGAUGCAUUUUGGUUCAACCGUGAACAGUGUUGUUGGUCAUCAAGUCAAGCAGAUGAUGUCUGUGAUCAAUGGUAUUCAUGGUCUCGUCUUUUUAUGAACAAAGAUCCAACUGGUGAAUAUCCAGAUGCUUACUUUGUUGGUUACAUAUUCUACAUCAUUUAUGCUGUAUUAUUCGCUCUAGUUUGUGUAUUUCUUGUUCGUAUGUUUGCUCCUUACGCUUGUGGUAGUGGUAUUCCUGAAAUCAAGACUAUUCUUGGUGGAUUCAUUAUACGUGGUUACUUAGGGAAAUGGACUCUUCUGAUAAAAUCGAUUGGUAUGAUUCUUGGAGUAAGUGCUGGUUUAAAUCUUGGUAAAGAAGGACCCAUGGUUCAUAUGGCUGCCUGUGUCGGAAAUAUAUUUGCACAUUUCUUUCCCAAAUAUGGUCAAAAUGAAGCUAAAAAACGGGAGAUCCUUUCAGCUUCAGCAGCUGCUGGAGUUGCCGUUGCAUUUGGUGCACCAAUUGGUGGUGUUCUUUUUUCACUAGAAGAAGCUAGUUAUUAUUUUCCAAUGAAAACAAUGUUCCGAUCGUUUUUCUGUGCUAUGGUAUCAGCUAAUGUUUUGCGUAUUUUAAAUCCAUAUGGUAGUGAUAAUAUGAUUAUGUUCUAUGUCGAUUAUCAAGCACAAUGGCAUGUGAUGGAAUUAAUUCCAUUCGCUUUACUCGGUUUACUUGGAGGUAUUUUUGGUACAGUAUUUAAUCGAGCGAAUUUGUAUGUCUGUCGUUUGCGUAAAACCACCUGGUUAGGUAAAUAUCCUGUUCGUGAGGUACUUAUUGUUACGCUAAUUACUGCUGUUCUUUCAUUUCCACAUACUUAUCUUCGUAUGAAUACCAGUGAACUGAUUAAACUUUUAGUUAGUCGCUGUUCUCCAGGAUCUGAUUUCUCUCUGUGUAAUUAUCAUUAUAAUACAAGUAAUCCAAUGACUAAAGUAUAUCAGAAUUAUCCUGCCGGACCAUCAUUGUCUACAGCAAUGGUAUUGUUGGCAAUCGCAUUGAUUUUAAAACUUAUUCUAACAGUCUUCACAUUUGGUAUCAAAGUACCGACUGGUUUAUUUAUUCCAUCGUUAGCAGCUGGUGCAAUUAUGGGUCGUAUGUUGGGUAUAGCUACUGAACAACUUGUUGUAGCGUAUGCAUCACAUCCAUUUAUUGUUAAAAUGUGUAAAUCUUCUCAACCGUGUAUUAAUCCGGGACUUUAUGCUAUGGUUGGAGCAGCGGCUACUCUUGGUGGUGUGACUAGAAUGACUAUAUCAUUAGUUGUAGUUAUGCUUGAGUUAACUGGCGGUUUAAAUUAUAUAAUUCCAUUAAUGAUUGCAGCUAUGGUUAGUAAAUGGACUGGUGAUCGAUUAACAAAUGGUAGUAUUUACGAAGAGCAUAUACGAUUAAAUGAUUAUCCAUAUCUUGGAUCGUAUGAUGAAUUAGAUAAUACAUUAGUAGCAGCUGAUGUAAUGCAUCCACGUAGAGAUUCUAAUUCCCCUCUAUAUGUUGUUACACAAUAUGAUAUGACAGUUGGUGAUCUAGACCAAUUGGUUAGUAGAUGUGAUGUUAAAGGAUUUCCUGUUGUUGUUUCACAAGAUUACCCAUACCUAGUUGGAUGGGUUUCAAGAAGAGAGUUACGUUGGGCUUUGGAUCGUGAAAGAAAAUAUGAUUCAAAUAUUGUCGAUGAUUCGCCAGUUCAUUUUGCCACAUUUCAGCAAGUAUAUGCAGAUGAUAAUCAGGAAUUGACACCUGUCAACUUACAAAAUAUUGUUGAUUUGUCUCCUACAACGGUAUCGGAUCAUACACCGAUGGAAACAGUUUUGGAUUUCUUUAAAAAGUUGGGCCUCCGACAAAUCAUUGUUACACGUAAUGGAUGUCCUCUUGGUGUAUUGACUAAAAAAGAUAUACUUCGUCAUGUUCGUCAUCACAAUCCAAAUAAUCGUUAAACAGUAACUUUAAAAUUUUAACAUAACAUUGUUAAUAUCCUUCCGGUUAUCUACUAUGAUUAUUUUUUGUUCUUCUCUAUACAUAAAACACAUGAAUAUUUGUUCGUUUAUUUAUUUAUUUGUUUCAUUUAACGGAUAAUUUUCAUUGGUUUUUAUUGCACAUUCUCCCUCCAUAAUCCGUCAUUAUAUAUAAUCUGUAAAAUCUUCUUAGAAUGAUUACAUAUUCUUUUCAAAAAUUAUCUACGAAUGAUAUAUGCUUUUAUACGUAAUGUAUAAUAAAUGAUCUCUCCUGUUCUAU